GAUAUCCUAGGCAUCUCAUUUGAACAGACGAAAAUGAAGGUAUUCGCAUCCUCAUCCUCACCAACUUGGUAGAGAGGUACGAACCAAUCAUGGCAUCAACACUGCCCGGCGGCGAUGCCUGUCCAUCCGGACUUGAGGCAGACCGACAGUUCGGUCCCCGGGUCGAAGUAGCAUGUCGAGAGUUUGACUUCACCCUGCUCUUCGAAGAUGGCUUCUUCAUGCUUCUUCCAGCUGUUUUGUUCAUCCUUUUUGUGCCAUGGCGGUUUUGGUCGUUAUGGAAGAGUCCAGUUAAACUCACUUCAAGGCGGUUGGCUAUGGGAAAAUUCACGCUCCUCUCCGCGCUCUUUACCCUCCACGUCCUCAACACCAUCUACACCACCAAAUCUCUUCGGACCACCCUCUCCCUCCCCGCCACCCUCCUCACCACCAUCUCCCUUGUCUCGUCCACCCUCCUCUCCCUCCUCGAAGACCAACGCACCAUCCACCCCUCCGAUCUCCUGGUAAUCUACUUCUCCGCCUCCACCAUCCUUUUCAUCCCGCGCCUUCGCACCCUUUACCUCCUUCAUGUUCCCCCCAGUUCCCCCAUAAGCCCUAUCAACCCCAUCCCCCAUUUGUUGGUCCUCCAAGUCCUCUGGACCCUCAUCUUCGCCCUCACCACCCUCGUCGCCGUCACCGAGUCCCUCGGCAAAUUCACGCUUCUCCAGCCGCGGUACAAACACAUCGUCGUCACCAAGGAGCAGACAGCCGGGUUUUGGAGCCGUGGGUUCUUUGCUUGGUUGCUACCGUUCUUGCAGGUCGGGUACAAGAAGACUUUGGAGAUGGGGGAUAUUCCGGGGGUGGAUGGGGAGUUGAGGGUGGAGAGCGCGGGGGAUGAAAUGGAGGAGACUUUUAGGAGGUUGCUACUACUACUACUGGCACAACAAAGACAGGCGAAGAGCGGGAACGGUGGGAAGGAGCAAGAGAAGGGGGAAGGAAAGGGAGAGGAGGCUGGGGAAAAGAAGAAGAAGAAAGGGUGGAUGCUGAUCCGCGCGGCGUAUGAGGCGAACAAAUGGCCUUUCUGGUCGGCGGUGGUGCCGAGGUUGGCGUUGUUGGGUUUUAGUCUCUGUCAACCGUUUUUGAUUGAGGCGGUUGUUGGGUAUUUGGCUUCGAGGGAGCGGAAGGAGGGAGAGCGUGCGGAUGAGGAGAUUGAGGCGCCGCAGCCGGAAUAUUUUGGGAGAGCCUUGGUGGGCGGGUUUGUGUUGUUGUAUGUUGGUAUUGCUGUUUCAAGAGCGAUAUACUGGCGACAAACGAACCGGAUGAUCGCUCGAAUCCGCUCAGGUCUUAUCGCUAUGGUUUAUCAUCAUACUACUGCUCUUCGGGUCGUUGACGUCAAGGACUCUGCAGCAGUCACUUUGAUGGGAACGGAUGUGGAACGUAUUGUCACGAGUAUCAAGAAUGUUCAUGAGCUGUGGGCGUCUAUACCGGGCGUUGGCAUUGCCAUCUGGUUGUUGGCUCGCCAGGUAUCGUAUGCUGCCAUCGUCCCACUAGUGAUCUGCCUGGUAUGCGUCGUCGGAGCAUCCUUCAUCGGAGCAGGCACCGGGCCUGCACAAGUAGCAUGGAACGAGCGAGUCCAAAAGCGAGUCGCCGUCACGGCCAACAUGCUUGGUGACAUGAAAGCCGUCAAGAUGUUGGGACUUACCGGCGUACUAGGCAAUAUCAUCGAGGGCUUACGCAGAGCCGAGCUGAAGACUUCAGAAAAGUUCCGCAAAUAUUUGCUUUGGAAUAUCGAAGUUUCCAACGCACCAGGAAACGGUGUCGCCCCCUACGCGACUUUUGUCGUCUAUGGUAUCAUGUCGGCAGUGAAGAAAGACCAAAACCUACUAGCAGCACAAGCUUUCGCCUCUCUCUCGCUCAUUAAUCUGUUAACAACCCCUUUGCUUAUGUUCUGUCAAGCUUUCCCAGCUGCCAUGCAGGCUGUGGCGUGUUUUGGCCGUAUUGAGGCAUACCUGACUAAACAGGAGUUGAAGCAAUUGGACCUAUCCUCGGUUGAAGAUAGGGGACGGUCGGCGGGAGCCUCUUUUGAGAGUGGCACAGAGCUAAGAAGCGUCGUGGGCUCGAGACCGUUCGCCCGUGAAACGACACCUGGGGCACUCGCCUCGUUUGCAGCUGCGGACAUCUCCUGGUCAGCAAAUACUAUCGAGCCAGUACUUCAAGGUGUUAACUUGACUAUCAAGCCGGGGUUUACGGCAGUUAUCGGUCCAGUUGGUUCAGGGAAGUCCACGCUUCUGGAGAGCUUGGUAGGAGAGACGACUUUGCAGCGCGGAUCUGUCACCACCAACUUCUCCCGUGUAGCUUAUUGCCCACAAGCAGCCUGGCUCAUGAACGAUACCAUCCGACACAACAUCACCGGCAGCAGCGAGGACUUAGAGAUCGACCAGAAAUGGUACGAUUUGUGUAUUCUAUCGUGCGGACUCCGUCGUGAUCUCGACGGUAUGGUAGCGGGGGACCAAACAGCCGUCGGAACGAAUGGCUCUUCGUUGAGCGGAGGGCAGCGGCAAAGAGUAGCCCUCGCCAGAGCUGUAUACUCUCGUGCUCCAGUUAUCAUCCUCGACGAUGUUAUGAGCGGCCUGGAUCCAGCAACUGCUAAGGAUAUUACCACAAGAUUGUUUAGCAGGCAAGGCCAUCUUCGUAAGGCGGGUGUCUCGGUUGUACUUGCAACUCAUAAUAAGCGCCUUCUCCCCUAUAUGGAUGAGAUUAUCGUACUCGAAGGCGGCAAAAUCGGGGAUAUCGGCUCAUACAGCGAGAUCCAAUCGCGAGGUGACCUCAAGCUCAUGGCCAUGACCGACGACGACGAUGUUAUCGAGUCCGGGGAGGAGCAGCAGUCUGCAACAGACGAGGUAUCAAGGGACAGCAAAAGCCCGGCCAUGACACAAAAGCCCUCAGACACGACAAAUCGACAACCAAUCAAGCCUAAUUUCGAACGCCGUCAAGGAAGCUGGUCCGUUUACGCCUACUACGCUCGUAGCGCCGGCGCCCUCAGUCUCUCCCUCUGGGCCUUCUUCACCGUCCUCGGUGCCAUAACAUCCAACUACAUGACCAUUUGGAUCUCUAACUGGAGCUCCGCCAGCACCCCUUCGGCCUCCAACCCCGAUCCGCAUCCAAAUCUAGGUUACUACCUUGGUAUCUACACGCUCCUCGUCGUUCUCGCCCAAAUUGGUACCGUAGGCGAGUGCUUCGUUUUCCUCAUCAACAUCAUCAGUAACACGGCCCUGUCUCUUCACACGGACCUUUUGAAUUCCGUGCUCUCCGCACCGCUUUCCUUCUUUUCCCAGUCGUCGUCGUUGUCGUUGUCGUCGUCAUCGUCGUCACCCACAGACUCAAACGGCGACGACAAUAACGACACAAGCUCAGAAGACAGCGGCACCAUAACCAACCGCUUCUCCCAAGACAUGGACCUGAUAGACAUGACCCUCCCCAUCCAAGCCAUCAUGUUCACCAGCGCCGGUUCCUACGCCCUAGUCCAGCUAAUCAUCAUCUGCGUCCUGGGAAAAUACCUAGCCGCCACCGUCCCAUUACUUGCCGUCACCCUAUUUCUCGUACAAAAGUACUACCUGCGCUCGUCACGACAGCUGCGAUUGCUAGACAUUGAAGCCAAGGCGCCCGUGUACAAGCACUUCCUCGAAACAGUAACGGCGGGGGGUGUAGCUACCAUUCGCGCGUUUGGGUGGGAUAAGAGGUUCCGUGACAGACUGGCGAGGAUGAUGGAUGAGGCACAGAAACCGUUUUAUAUGUUGGCCUGUAUUCAGCAGUGGUUGGCGCUGGUGUUGGAUUUGGUGGUGGGCGGGAUGGCGGUUGUGUUGGUGGGUGUGGCGGUUGGGGUGGCGCCGGAUCCGGAGAAAGCAGGGUCGUCGAAGUCGGCUGUCAGUGCAGGGGCUUUGGGUGUGUCGUUGGUGUUGGUCAUGACGUUUAAUGAGCUGAUUGUGCAGGCGUUGCAGGCGUGGACGAGGUUGGAAACGUCGAUUGGGGCGGUGGCGAGGGUGAGGGACUUUGUAAGGACGACGCCGAAGGAAGAGGAUCCGGCCGCAGACUGUGACAAUGGUGGCUGCGUUGGAGAUGGAUUGGCGGGAUGGCCUUCCAGGGGUGAGAUCAAGAUCGAAAAGAUCUGUGCCAGUUACGACAAUACCUCCUCUAACACCAAUAACACCACCACUAGCGGACCCCCAGCCCUCAAAAACCUCACCCUUACCAUUCCCUCUGGGUCCAAACUAGCAGUCAUCGGCCCCUCUGGCUCCGGAAAGACCACAUUCCUCCUCUCCCUUCUACGCAUGAUCCCGCUCUCCUCCGGAUGCAUAACCAUCGACUCCCUCAACAUCUCCACCAUCCCUCGCUCGCGUCACAUCUUCAAUGUGAUCCCGCAAGACCCCUUCUUCAUCCCCAACACCAGCCUAGCCUUCAACCUCGACCCCUUCGGCCAUCUCUCCCACCUGCCCCCUGCUGAGGCAACCGUCAAGAUGGAAUCCGCCCUCCGACUCGUCACACUCUGGCCGGGCCGCGUGACCGCCAACGGCCAGACUCUCGACAGCGAGCUGGUCACCUCGGAGUGGUCCGUCGGCGAGCUGCAGCUGCUGGCGCUAGCGAGGGCGUUGCUGCUCAAGGAUCAGAGGAGAAUCCUGGUGCUGGAUGAGGCGAUGAGUAGUGUGGAUGAGAAGACGGAAGCGGUGAUGCAGGAAGUUAUCGACACGGAGUUUAAGGAGCAUACGGUUAUUGCGGUGGUGCAUCGGUUAACGUAUAUUGAGAGGUUUGAUUUAGUGGCGGUGUUGAAGAGUGGGGAGAUGGUUGAGUUUGGGGAGCCAGGGGCAUUGAUUGAGAAGGCUCACGGUGAGAGGGAGGGAAAUCGUAGUGUUUUUGGGGAAUUGUAUAGAGGGUUUCAUCAUGGAAGUGAUGCCUUGGGGACAGGUUGGGACUAGUUUGAAUAAGAUGUAACAGGUCUAGGGUAUAGACAUGAAAUAGCAUGUACAACACAGCUUUUUCUAUCAGAG
This is a messenger RNA of Neurospora crassa OR74A, 5018 nucleotides long. RefSeq names its product ABC multidrug transporter. The transcript is spliced from 7 exons. The record is from RefSeq and is a predicted model, not a curated record. Gene Ontology annotation, cellular component: membrane. NCBI's taxonomy places the organism in Eukaryota, Fungi, Ascomycota, Sordariomycetes, Sordariales, Sordariaceae. Gene Ontology annotation, biological process: transmembrane transport. Gene Ontology annotation, molecular function: ABC-type transporter activity; ATP binding; ATP hydrolysis activity. The coding region runs from base 90 to 4946 and encodes 1618 amino acids.